UGGCAUGGUGUGUACACUACCGCUCGUUCCAAUAUAAAUUUAUAUUAUUAUUAGUCAUAUAAUAAUUAACUUAUUUCAAAUAAAGUGGUUAUAAUGAAGUAUCUUCAAUUAUUGUUGCUGCUAACGGUGUCUCGAAUCCAUUGCUUUACACUGGAUAAAGGAAGUAUGGAUUGGUUGAAUUCUUUUAUGACCACCCCAACGCCCUCAGUACAAACACCAGAUAAUUCAGAUGAAUGUUUAACGCAAAACCAAGAGCGAGGCCGCUGUGUUAAGCCAAGCCAGUGUUCGGAUAAGGAUGAUGAUGAUUCAUUUGAUCUGUCCAAGAUUAAAAAUGUAUUAAGGAUAAACAGCUGCCACUACUUGCUGAUGUGUUGCCCCAGGAAGCAGAUAAUAACACAGCCGACCACGGCAGCGCCUCCAGUGACUGAAGCCCCCCGUGUGGGUUGUGGCUGGUCUAGUCCAAGUCUAACAAAUGUCCGAAUGCUUGGUACAGAGUACGCGGACUUCGGAGAAUACCCUUGGAUGGUUGCUUUGCUUCGCAAAUCUUCCCAAAUGGAAAUUCUGAAUAUGCAAUCGGACUAUUUGGGGGGAGGUUCGCUGAUUCAUCCCUCGGUUGUGAUGACAGCAGCGCAUAAGGUUGUCAAAGUGAGCAUGAAUGAGCUUAAAUGCCGUGCAGGAGAAUGGGACACACAGACCCUCAACGAAGAAUAUGAAUACCAAGAGAGAGAUGUGGCCAAGAUUAUAACACACGAAGGAUACAACCCAAAAAAAGGCCUCAAUAAUAUAGCCCUUUUAGUUUUGGAGAAACCGUUUAAUUUGGCUGGUGCCCCCAACGUAGGCAUUGCAUGUUUAGGGCAGAGUAUACCCAGUGAUGGUACAACUUGCAUUAGCAUGGGCUGGGGUCAAGAGGAAUUUAAUAACGCAAACAAAUAUGCCGUUAUAUUAAAGAAGGUGCAGCUACCAAUAUACAACAGAGGUCAAUGCCAGACAAAUCUGCGCAAAUACAAAGAUUUUCGCAAAUGGGAGAUGGACGGUUCUUUAAUGUGUGCUGGCGGUGAGGAAGGAGCACCAUCGCGCUAUCCAGUAGUUUGGAGAGACUGCCUGGCUGCGGCCGUGCAGAUCGCCGACUCGCCUGAAGUGCGAAGCCUCCGUGCAGUCUAA
Messenger RNA from Zerene cesonia (dogface butterfly), 1161 nucleotides. Its product is annotated as phenoloxidase-activating factor 2-like. Gene Ontology annotation, biological process: proteolysis. Gene Ontology annotation, molecular function: serine-type endopeptidase activity. NCBI's taxonomy places the organism in Eukaryota, Metazoa, Arthropoda, Insecta, Lepidoptera, Pieridae. The record is from RefSeq and is a predicted model, not a curated record. Bases 94 to 1161 code for a protein of 355 amino acids. The transcript is spliced from 9 exons.